AUGGAAGGUUUUGCCAGUACGUUGUUGUCGCUGCCAAGUUAUUCACCCCCCCUUCUCACUGGCGCCAUCGGUCAUGUCUGUGGGAACCGUCCGGUUCCGAAAGCCGUCGAUUCCCAAACCCGUGCCAACAACGAAGAUGCCUUCAUGUCAGACGACUUUCUUGACACCAUCAUAGCCGAGCCACUGGAAGGGCAUCUAAGCACCGACAAUAAACUGGUGCCAUACACGUAUAUGCAGUUUCCUGUAACACUCGAGGACUCCAGAGAAACAACAGUGUGUGCUGAUACCGGCUGCUCAAGUGUGAUGGUGUGUGAAAAUUGGCUCGCCACGUACGCGCCCAACGCACAGAUCACUACCGUACCACCAAUAUUCUCUUAA
Molecule: messenger RNA, 378 nt
Organism: Hypoxylon fragiforme
Lineage: Eukaryota; Fungi; Ascomycota; Sordariomycetes; Xylariales; Hypoxylaceae
Exons: 1
Coding region: 1-378 (125 amino acids)
Source: RefSeq, a predicted model, not a curated record